GAAAGGAGUCAUAUAUCCGACCCUACAUGAUCAAAGAACCGCUAAUUCACUCCUCUCAUCUUUCUAUGUACUAAACAAAAAAACACGCCGUUGUUAAUGACUUGGAGCCUAUUCCUGCGGCGCGUUGCCGCUUGACUCUAAAACUUUUUUGACUUUUCACUACUUAUCAAUGUCACUCAUUACUGACGCCAUGAUUUGGCAUUUAUGAACGCAUAGCAUAUUCAUUUCCUAACAGCAUAGCGAUUUUUAUUAUUACUAUUUAAUAUUUAAUACUUAAUACUUAAUAUUUCUUUUUUACCUAUAUUAUACAUUAAUCUCACUAACUUAUAUAAUACGGCGGGAGAUAUUCCUCAUCAAAAGGAUCACGGAACAGGAGACAGAUGGUAGACGAACGUCACCGUCACCGAAGCGCGGGGUCGCCCCGUAAAAGUAGUUUCACUGCCGGCCUAAAGCGCAAUAACAGCAGCGGCAGUAUAUUUUCGAGGGUCCUUGGGAGUUUUCGACAUAAGAAUAAUGGGGAUAAGGGGAAGAAGACGUCGGCGCAAGAUAAAGAGGAGCGGCAGGAUUGGAUGGCCAACUAUAAAGGCACACAUCACCCAGACCGGCCGCUUGUAGAUAAGCGUACUCAGGAGGUGGUAUCUGAUGAAGAGUACGCCGCGCGGCUCGGCUGGGUACGGGAGAAGAGCCAUAUUCGUUACGACCUGAGCGACCCCGGCGGACCGCCGCAGGCCCCUGUGCCUAAUUUUAGUUAUUCGUCGAUGAGCCCGAGGAGCCAUAGGACGAGCUUUGUAUUCCCGACGUUCACCAAGACGGGGCAACCAUCUCGCGAUCGGGCACCAUCAAGAGAGAUCUCUCCUACGAACCCGGGCGUAGCCUCUCCGAUACUACCUGGCGUUGGGACGAUACGAAUAUACAAUGCGAGUGCCUUAGAUAGAGGCCCUAUCAUCCGGUAUAGCGAGGGUUCCGGGAGACUUAGAUCUCCGCCGCCAAGGAAGAUGUCCGACGGCAGACAACCUUCUGGGAGGCGUGGCUCACGGGCUUCGAUGCUCGGAGAGAAGAGAACCAUGGCUGGUAUCGAUAUAACUGAUCCGCCGAAGCGCGAGCCCAAGACGUCGGCAUAUAACGGCUCUUCUGCCAGCAAGCACACACCCGGCCUCAUCCUAAACUCGUCGCCAACUUUACCCUCAGGACCACAAACAUGUCCCUGGCGCGGCUGCCACGCCGUCCUCGGAACUGCGCAAGAGAAAAAGGAUAACCUCUGCACUAUAUGCCACGAGGCCAUAUAUCCCCGGGAAAGCGCAUUCUUCGACCCGCCUCCGCCUCCGCGCGCCGUCCCGGAUACCCAUCUCGAGACGCUACAUGCUCUCACCGGCUCUCCUACUACUGCUGACGCCGGGCACACCCAAGCCCGCACUAUCCGCAGACGGCCUGCUGGCCUCGACAAGCGUUCUAGCGUCGAGGGUUUCAAGUUACAACCCGCGCCGCGGGGGAAGAGGCGGCAUAUUGCCGAAGCGCGGAGGAGUAGUGCCGGUGAUGAUAGUGAUAGCGAUAGUGACACCGGCAGCGAGAAGGAGAGCGGGAACGAAACAGGCAGGUCGGUCUGGAGUGCUUUCUCCUCCUCGGACCACGAGCAACAGACUAGCCCCGGGACCCAAGACGCCGAUUCGUUCUCUCCACUGCACGAGGGGAUUUUCGGAAGCAGCCCUAGAAUUAGAUCUUGGGGUAUCAGGUUCUCCGAAGGAGUUAAGAACGAUGGAAGUGAUCACAUGGACGAGAACGGUAACAAAGGGGAAGAAGGAGAAGAAGAAGAAGAUGAAGAACUCAUUUCUCCACAUACCAAAGCACCCAGCGAUAAAUCCUGGACAACAGACGAUUACUCCACCUCCAGCAGCAGCAACAACAAUAGCAACGAGGACCUAAUGUUCCCAUUCUCCGACCCCGACAUGGAAACAACGCGAGAGCUCUACCCGCCUCCGCUACUCCAAAACGGCGAGCGAGCAGCAGCCCACCAGCCGCGGCGGCCGAGCCAGCUCUACCACCGCCCCAGGGACACGCUGCUGUAUAGGGACAUCGAGGAUAUAAUCGACUGCUACGCGGACCCCGAGGAGACUACGACGGGGACGGCGGAGCACAGGCACGAGAGCCGCAAGGCCGAUGCCGUCGGGUCGUACUUUGUCGCAGGCGGAUCGGAGGCGGAGGAGAUGAGGAGGAGGGGGUUUAUCUAGGUAGGAACAUGC
Messenger RNA from Daldinia vernicosa, 2237 nucleotides. RefSeq lists its product as uncharacterized. The transcript has a single exon. The record is from RefSeq and is a predicted model, not a curated record. NCBI's taxonomy places the organism in Eukaryota, Fungi, Ascomycota, Sordariomycetes, Xylariales, Hypoxylaceae. Bases 381 to 2225 code for a protein of 614 amino acids.